CCUUCCAAAAAUUAGGAGCUGGAGUAAACACUUGUGCUGCUCCUUCCGGGGAAGGUGUUUUGCCUGCUCAGCCUCUGACAGGAGCACAAACUCGCGGUGCUACGGACUGAUUCAUGCUCCCACUCCGCAGCACGACGUACUUUGGGUUUUGCUGUUGCAUAGUAGGCAGAGGCUAUUUUUAACCGGAGCAAGGUUAUGAAACCUUAGACCCAGCUGGGUGAAAAUAAUCUGGUCUGAACUGGAAAGCACGGCUUUGUGUGGCUGGGAACACGCGUGGGACUGUCCCCUGGAGGCUCCUGGUGGGAUGAUCCCGCUCCCCUCGGCUCCAGCCAGCCCCGAAAUUGGGAAGUGCUGUCAUCGGGAGGCUGUCACGGCGGCACGGGGGAAACCACUUAAUUAUAUGACAAAAACGGCGUCACCAUGAGCGGAGUAUUGAAAAGGAAGUAUGAAGAGCUGGGAGAUGACAGCACCUACUGCUCCUCCUCCUCCUGCUCCCCCCUGUCCUCCUCAGCAUCCUCAGGCUGGGACACCGAUGAGGAGAAUUCCCGUGGAGAGCCCAAGCCCAGCUCUGCCUUAAUGUCCAGCUUCACCCCCACGUCAAUCCUGAAGAAAUCCAAGCGACUAAAGAAGAACAAUGUGGAGUUUGACCGGGUCACUGUGUUUUACUUCCCACGCUGCCAGGGCUUCACGAGCGUGCCCAGCCGUGGGGGCUGUACCCUGGGCAUGGUCAGCAAGCACAGCUCCUCCCGCCAGUUCACGCUGGCAGAGUUUUCAAAGGAGCAGGAGAACGUCCGUCGGGGCAAGCUCGAAGAGAAAUUAAAAGAGGAGAAGUUGGAAGCGUUGAAAUGGAAACUGACCAUGAACGGCACCAAGGAGUCGGAGGAGGCCAACCAGCUCACCAUCGAGGACAUCUCCGACGACGACAUCGACGUCAGCAACGUGGACCUGGAGGAUGGCUUCUUCCUGCAGCCCUACCCCGCCAAGAAGAGACGGGCGCUGCUGAAGGCCGUGGGCGUGAAGAAGAUCGACAAGGAGGAGAAGCGGGAGCUGCACAACAUCCGCCUGUCCCGGGAGGACUGCGGCUGCGACUGCCGCGAGGUCUGCGACCCCGAGACCUGCAGCUGCAGCUUGGCAGGCAUUAAAUGUCAGAUGGAUCACACCUCCUUCCCCUGCGGCUGCACCAAGGACGGCUGCGGCAACACCGAGGGCAGGAUCGAGUUCAACCAGGCCCGCGUGCAGACGCAUUUCAUCCACACCAUCAUGAAGCUGGAGCUGGAGAAGCAGCAGCAGCAGAGCAGCGAGAAGGUGGCGGAGGCCGAGCCCCCAUUCCGGGAGCGGCUCCCUGCGCUGGGAUGCGCGGCAGGGAAGGGCUCGCUGGAGGAGCGCGCGGUGCCGCUGGCGCCUGCCUUCCAGUUCAGCCCCGACCUGGAGGCCCUGGGGGAGAACAGCUGCAGCAGUGACAUGACAGACUCCUCCAUCUCCUCCCACCCCAGCGAGGACCUGGAGGAGCCCUACGAGAGCCUCCCCUCCGACAAGUCCCAGUCGGACGUGGACGACGACGGCUUGGCGCGCAUCCUCCACUUCAACGACUCGGACGCCGAGGAGGAGAGCAGGCGUGGCCAGGAUGACCUCGGCUGCUUCCAUCCCACCGACUUCUUCAUCGAGGACCACGGCAGCGAGGCCAAGCCCGUCCCUGGCCACUUGUCCCACCUGUCGGAGUGCCUGGAUGAGAAUGCCAACCAGGACAGCGGGGGUUUGCUGGAGGAUGCAGCCCACGGGAGGUGCGAUGGGCUGUCCUGCUGCGCCCCCUCCUCCACUGAGCCCUGCUCCAAGAGCUACGCCGACCUCAGCCUUUCCUCUGAUUCCUUGGAUUUCUUCCAGUCCUUCUCGGACUAUAACUUGGGACCCCUUUACAACUCCUUAAAGGAGUAUGAGAACCUGGAUAACUUCUCAGCGUUACAGUUUCAGUUGCCUAAUUUCCCUGGCUUCCCGCAAGCCGGAGAUCAGGGCUCCUGUUUCUUGGAGUCCCUCAUUGGUUUGUCUGAAUCCGUCCCUGAAACCCCAGCCCCUUUCACAGACAAUCAACUUUUGGAGGAUGCCAUCAAGUCAUCACUGAUGGAGACAGUGAAGGUGUGAAACACUGAUGUGGCUCAGGCAAGGACUGAUGCCAAAAGGAAAACGGAGGAACAGUUGGACAGGCAAACUUUCACUGAAAGGAUGGUGUGCUACUCAAAUCUAAGGAGGAAAAAACAGCAACAGCAGAAGACUUUCUAAGCAAAUUAACUAUUUUUGGUCUUUAUACAACAUGGACGUUUUGACAUACUGCAGCUACAAUCAGUUCUCUUGCUGUUUGUGAAAAAAUUUCUAAACUUUCAUGAUGGGGUGGGGAAGGGAGGGAGGGAGAAAGACUUUCACAUGAGAAUUUCCUUCUGUUUUGUACGAAAAGACCCGUUGAGAAAAACUCCUCACUAACGUUGCCAGUCGUCCAUACAGCCCCUUCUAGAAACGUUUCAGUGUUGCAGGAACUUUUUAAGGCAACUUUUUGAUGCUGUAUUUAUUGUGAAAAUUUGUGGUUUGCGUAAGAGUUGGCCCAACACACUCUUACGUUUAAAUCUGACGAGGUUUACAGAAGAGAUCCAUACACUAUAUACAUAAUCAUUCUUCAUCUAUUUAUUGCAAAUUCCAGAAUUUAACUAGCCACUGAAGCUUGAACUAGCAUGAAACCUUAUUUAAAUUGGUAAUACCUCAGAUGUAUUAUGUGUACAAUCAUAUUUUUUUGCAUAAUAUAUCUGUAUUUAUUUAUUUUCUACCUGUAGUACGUGAAUAGCACUGUGGUUUGUCGAUGACCUGGAAGGGCAAUAAGGUCUUCAAGAGGAAGAUGACCCUGGUUUUCUGAGUCUGAACGAUGUUGGCUGUUUGGUCUUCACUUCACAUUUCUAAAAACACUGAACAGAAGUGGUGUGGGAGGGGAGGGACAAGGGAAGAGUUUGUGCAACAUCCCUUGGUUUCUCCCAGCCUUGUCAUAGACAUGAGAAUGUUGGUCUCCAUAAUGUCUCCAUAAUGUCACUGUGGAGAGCAAAGCAAGCAAAACCUUCAACUAUUUAAGGAGUAACAUUAAUACUAGCCCGAAACAAAACCCAACCCCUUUUUGUAAAUUAUUUUAUAAUUUAUUUAAUUUCCUAGGGAUUUGGCCAUGAGAUCUUUCCCCAUCAGUUAUGGUGCCUGAAUAUGCAGAGGAACUGUCAGCAGCGGUGGGGAGGUGGAACCAAAAGGACCUUGGCAGCCCUCAUGGGGGGCUUUGGGAGAGCAAAGCCAAAACAGCAGCAGUGCUCAAGCUCCUCAGCAAGUGCUCCUUAGGACUCCCCAGCACCGAGGAUGUCGCAGCUCCAAAAUCCAGUGGGUCACGCUGAUUGUACUAUAUUUUUAUAGAGGCGAAUCAAGUAAUUCAAGCAAAACAGAUGGAUAUGAAAUUUUUUGGGUUAUUUGUCCUGUGAGUAGAGUUUUUGAAGACCUGAAGACCAAGCUGGAAAACGGAAGGCUUUUGGUUUUUAAAAUGAGAGAAACCUUUGUGUUUAGGAAGGAUGCUGGAGGCUGCCUUGGCCUUUUGUUAUUUAAGUCAGUCUGAGAGCAUGACACUGGCCAUGAGAUGUAACUGGACAAAAAAAAUCUGUGCAUCAGUGAUACACUAAGUGCCUACACCAGUGGUAUGGAAAAAGCAAAAUGGAUUUAAAACCUACUGGCUUUAAAUUCCCCCUUGGAAAAUUUGGUGAUGGGAGUGAUUCCUGGCAUUACCAGCACAGGAGGAGGAGACAGUUCUGGUGUCCCCAGCUCUGCUGCCCUGGGAGCAGCUGGAGGGAACUUCUGGGGGUGCAGAGACACACAGACAAGGGAACCAACCCCGACACACGGAUUUGAGGAUUUUUCCAUUGGCUGAACUGUUUCUAUCCCUGGCCACAGGGAUGGUGCUCUUGGAUACCUGCUCUUCGACAGGUGCCUCGCUGCAAACCUGCCGGCAAUUUAGGAAACUUCUGGCGUACGAAACGUGGGUUGCUUGGGGUUUUUUUUAAAAAAAUCCUUAUUAUUGCUAUUUAAUUGUACAUCUUCUCUGGUAUUGAGCCGGUCAACUUGGAAGGGGAGCUAACCCCCAUGGCCACGAUCGGGUCCUGAGCCCGCGCUCGCCGCCACUUCCUCCUGCAAGGCGACUGUAGGAAUACUACUGGCAGAUGGAGGAUUUCCUGGAUAUAUCUAUUAUUAUUAUAAUUAUUAUUAUUGUUAUUAUUAUUAUAAUUAUUAUUAUUUUUAUUAUUAUUUUUCAUUGUCGUCAUUGGUUCUUUAGACUGAAAAAUCCCCUUUCCGGUUAUCUCCUAGGUGGUAGUUCCUUCAGUUCCUUCAGACUGCAUCCAAAAUACUGACAGUUGAAAGUC
Molecule: messenger RNA, 4424 nt
Organism: Melospiza melodia melodia
Lineage: Eukaryota; Metazoa; Chordata; Aves; Passeriformes; Passerellidae
Gene: CSRNP1
Product: cysteine and serine rich nuclear protein 1
Exons: 5
Coding region: 421-2136 (571 amino acids)
Biological process (GO): regulation of transcription by RNA polymerase II
Cellular component (GO): nucleus
Molecular function (GO): sequence-specific DNA binding; DNA-binding transcription factor activity, RNA polymerase II-specific
Source: RefSeq, a predicted model, not a curated record